Messenger RNA from Eremothecium cymbalariae DBVPG#7215, 1437 nucleotides. RefSeq lists its product as uncharacterized. The coding region runs from base 1 to 1437 and encodes 478 amino acids. The record is from RefSeq and is a predicted model, not a curated record. The transcript has a single exon. Lineage: Eukaryota; Fungi; Ascomycota; Saccharomycetes; Saccharomycetales; Saccharomycetaceae.
AUGAAUAAUAGGAGAGGGUUUGAUUUUGAUAAUGAGUUUGCAAAGUUGUCUGAGUUUAGACAAAAGGAGAUCAAUUUGUUAAAACAUGAUGAUAUACUGAAAAGGAGACUGGAGAUAGAAACGAGGAUCCGAAACAGAAGCAGAUUAUAUCUAGAUGAUAUACGAUAUUUUGCUAAGGGUAGAUAUGAUAAAACUUCAUUAUGCUAUAUGAACACAAUGCUAAUGGACAAUGAUCGCUUGCGUACAGGUUGCCACCUGCACAACAUGAUUACGAAUACUCAACCCUCUAAUGCUGGGUCUGGGGAACGUUCAAAUGAUGGUGCAAGUUGCAGCGUAGGUCAGUCCUGUGAGUCAACAACUGCUAGGGGAAGUACAGCAGGUGAACUCGUUAAAAACAAUUCUGGCGAUGAAAAAGAUAGAAGUAUUGUAAGAAUUGGUCGGAAAAACCUAGAAGAGUAUGAGUGCAAUAACGAUCCAACAAUGGUUAAAGAGAUCAUUAAAAAUACCGAAAUUGCGAAAAUUCUCUUAGGAUCGAAAGCUGCAACUGUUAAGAAAGAAGUACAACCCCCUUUGUCUCUGCCCCCAAAACCCAGAUGUCUAGCAUUGAGUCUUAAGAGAAGGUUGGAUCCUACCAACGUUGACCAUUUUAAUCAUAAGAAAUUUAAGCGCUACAAAGAUUAUAAAAAUACCGAAGAAGAUAAAAAUAUAACCGAAUGUACUUCCGCCACAGUAGCUUUCAAGGUCUCUUCUUCGGCCUCAUGUGAUAAACAGGAUGGUCUGAGUAUUAUGGGUGCAUCUGCAUCCGAUUUUAAAAAUCAAUUAAUUGAUCCUAAUAAUAUUAGUGCCGCCGCACCAUGCAACAUGCCUUAUGAAGACUCCAACAGCAACUCAGAUUUCUUCAAACCUGACGAAUCAGAAACAAAUGCUAAAUCUAUAUUCCCUUGUGAGCAGAUAUCCAGUGCACCAUCUAUGACUUGUGGAACUUCUAUUCAAAAUUCAUAUUCAUCUGACAUAGCGAUGCAGACACCCAAUGGUCGUGAAUCUCCUAUGACACUUGUUGGUCCGACAAAUGUACCUGACAGUCGAGAAGGAAUUUCCGUUGACCGGAGUAGUAUUUCAAGAGACUCCCAAAACGUUUCAUCAGAAAAUGUAGUAACAACAAAGUUUCCUAAUGCCACUAAAAACUCUCAAAAGAACCGUAUUUUAGAGACCUGCCAAGAUCAUAUUACGCUUAAUAAAACCACAGAUGAUUCUGAAGGCCCCCGAGAUAUCGCUGUACCGACUAAGAAAAAAUCUAAAAAGACUAGAACAAAGUCUAGUUCAAGACUAGAACAAAGAGUUUCAAGCAGUAAUGAUAAUGCUAGUCCACCUAUCAAGCCUUUCAUACCAAGAGCUUUGAAAAAGAUGCGAAAACUAGCCCGUAAAUAUGAUUUAUAA